Rotaria socialis is the source of this 636-nucleotide messenger RNA. NCBI's taxonomy places the organism in Eukaryota, Metazoa, Rotifera, Eurotatoria, Philodinida, Philodinidae. The record is from the annotation of a GenBank genome assembly.
AUGCGAAUUGAAGGUGUUACUAAUACAGACAAAAAUGUUUUUUUAAUAGAUUUUAUUAAUACUGUUACUAGUAACUUGACAAAAUCACGCAAUCAUUUUCGAUACAAUGACAAAAUCAAGGAGUUUGCUUUAUCGUUAUAUAUUUUAGGUGGAGAAUUAACGUAUGAAUUUAUUCGAUUAAAUAUACCCGGCUCUUUACCAAGUUUAACAAUAUUGUCUACAUUAAUUUUAAAUUCAAAUUUAAAAAUUAGUGAAGCAGAAUCUCGGUUCGAUCAGUUUCAAAAGCAUUUUAAGAAUCUGAAUCUUCAAUAUGCAUUUGGUUCUGAGGAUGUCACUGAUGUUAUUAAAAAAAAAUAUGAUUCAAUAACAAAUAAAUUUAUUGGAUUUCCUACGCCAUUUGAUCAUGGGGUACCAAUUAAAGAAUAUUAUCAUGCUGAUUCAUUGGAUACGUUGAAGUUAUGGUUCAAUUCAAUUGAUAAAGCAUCAUUAUUAAAUGUACAUAUGAUUCAACCAGUACAAUCAACAACUCACAACACAAUUCCAAGUCCUUUUUUACUAUCAGCAUAUUGUAUUGAUAAUACGGCUACAGCGAAUGAUAUAUUACAAAGAUGGUGGUAUAUAUUCAAUCAGUAUUGA